This is a messenger RNA of Megachile rotundata (alfalfa leafcutting bee), 3240 nucleotides long. RefSeq names its product Diuretic hormone 44 receptor 2. Gene Ontology annotation, cellular component: plasma membrane. The record is from RefSeq and is a predicted model, not a curated record. NCBI's taxonomy places the organism in Eukaryota, Metazoa, Arthropoda, Insecta, Hymenoptera, Megachilidae. Gene Ontology annotation, biological process: cell surface receptor signaling pathway; adenylate cyclase-modulating G protein-coupled receptor signaling pathway. Gene Ontology annotation, molecular function: G protein-coupled peptide receptor activity; peptide hormone binding.
ACAGUCUGUACAUUUUUAUUUACAAUUGCGUUUGUAUAUUUGACAGAAAUCCUUGUCAAGUUAAUUCUAGAAUAUCUGGUCCCUGAAACAGAGGCGAUUUAAAUUUAACCGUAGGCUAUAUUUCACUUUCAUUUUCUAAAUUUAACACUGUCAAACACAACACUAUUUCCUUAUAUUCGUUUCCACGCAUUUCACUGAUUUGAAAAAGGAUUGAUUCACUGAUCAUUUACUGCUCUCUGAAUACAGAAAAGUGCAUUUGCAUUUUUUAAGUGCAUUCGACUUCUAGUUGAAAAUAUUCAGGUAGAGGAUUGACCCAAUUCCGAGGGCUAAUAAGAUUUGUGAUUUCUGUAAAUUUGAUUAAUGGAAAGCGUUCAUCGAUUUUAUCGAUUAAAUUUUAAGUACAUAGUUGUAACGUUGACAGCAUUUUUAAGAUAUUGCUCUUUUAUUAAUAUCCGAAAUGAGGUCUCGUCUGCGCCAUACUUUACGUCAGUACAAUUCGAUGAUCGAUCACUCUUUUAUAGUUGUAUCAAUAUUGGCGACAAACCUCGAGAGUACGUUUAGACGAUCAACCUUUUGAUGGAUCAUUCCUCUGGUAGACAAUCGAUUUGUUUUAUUAUAUUUGUCCUCUAAACUGCAUAAGAAAAUUGCCAACACAUCAUCCUUAUUCCAGAAUAUAAUCUUUCUAAUUUAAUGUUUCAAAAAAUAAAACCCAAAGUUAUAUUCAUUCAUACACCGGAAAGUGUUAACAUUGUUUGAAUAUUUAUGAACCUGUUUUAUUGAUUUAAUAGAGAAGAAAAUGUACAAUCAAAACGAUUCGAGUUACAAUCGUUUUUACGCGCCAGGAAUCUAUUUAUUUAUCUUUACAGAAAGUAAAACGUAUUCGCCUGUGUUUAGAAAGAAUCGUAUCUGCUUAUCUUUACAGAAAAUCUUUUCGUAUCCAUGCCCCGAAAAUAGCCACCUUCCAUCUCUAUUUUUGCAUCUCCCAUUUAUUCAAACCGAUAGUUUCCUUUUGACGGGACUUUUCUAUUCUCUUUUUCAUAUGUUACAGUUGCAGCAAAGUAGUCUUCGCUGGACGCUAAUUUUUCUUUAAUAAAGUUAUAAAAGAAAUAAAAGAAUCGAUACUCCUCUCUAAAUGAAAGAAGAUGCUAAAUUACAGUUUUUAACAAUUAUUAAUAUUUUCUAUAUAAAAAUAAAUUUUCAAAUUAGAAUAUAAUUAGGAAAUUUACAUCCCUUUACCUCGUAAGAGCGUACAUCGAGUACUUUUACAUUAGGAAUGUUUUCUAGCAAUUUUCACCGAUAAACACGUGUGUACGAAAGCCUUGUUUUCUUGCCUGACUGUUCGUCGACUCGUUCCACUUCCAGCUUGUCCCUUCCCCGAGUGACGAUAGCAAAAAGAAAACGGAGGGCGAGGCAACAUUGCAAACAGGCUUUGUAUCCACUUGCUGCUCACUCCACGUUCAGAUUUCGACACAGCAGCAUCGGUUUCUUCACUCAAAAAUUUCUGAGAAUGCAACAGAACACGGUGGUUGAAUUUCGACGCUAAACACGUGUUUUUGCAUCUUAUUGUCAAGAAUCUAUAAAUAUUAGGUGUUUUAGACAGAUAACUGUUUUUCUUCGAAACUGUUUCGUGGUUGUUUGUGAACACGUGGAUUUAGAAUGACUACGACGGAAGCGGAUGUGUUAUUGGAGGUGGAGAGGUUCUUUGACGAAGAGAAACGGAAGUGCAACGAGUUGAUGAACGAGUAUGUAAACGUAACGUCGAAGACCCCACUUCACUAUUGCGCCCCGCACUUCGAUGGAUUACUAUGUUGGCCGAACACCAAGGCAUCGACAACCGCGGUUUUACCCUGUCCUCUCGAAUCUCACUCAAACAACCGUGCGAUCGCGAUGGCUACCAAAGUUUGUCUCUCCAAUGGUCAGUGGUACACGAACGCGGACGAGAUUCCAGGGAGUAAUUACAGCUUAUGCGAAUUGUCCGACGAAUUCACCGCUCGUUAUCUCAUGGAGACCAUCGCGGACCUGGGAAUUGGGAUGACGCAUUCGCGAGACUACGGGAACUUUGAGUCCUUCCUGCUAGAUAAGUGGCUGCCUAUCGUCAGGAUCGUCUCCCAGAUAGGAUACGCCACGUCCUUCACCAUGCUGGUCAUCGCGAUGAUAGUAUUUUCUCUUCUCAGAAAACUUCGGAACCCGAGGAACAGACUACACAUGCACUUGUUCGCGUCUUUCAUCAUGAGAGCGUUCAUGGCUUUGAUCAGAGACUGGAUAUUCGUCGACGGUGUUGGUCUAGCCGUGGACGUCGUCUAUGUGGAUAAAAAUGCUUUUAUCAAGCAACGAAACUUCCAGACAUUGAUCUGCAAAACAAUCACCAGUGCCUGGCAAUUCUUCAUCGUGGCUAAUUAUUCCUGGAUCCUGAUGGAGGGGUUAUAUCUGCACAAUCUGGUCGUCCUUGCGUUCUGUGCCGACAGUGCAGCCAUCAAUUUAUACAUUCUUAUGGGAUGGGGCUUGCCUGUUUUCGUGGUUGUUCCUUGGAUAAUUAUUCGCGCUACAAUAGAAGACACGCUUUGUUGGACCACUCACGAUAAUCCUUCCGUGUUCCUGCUGAUUAGAAUACCGAUUAUGAUAUCAACUUUGUUCAACUUCCUGCUGUUCAUCAACAUAGUACGAGUACUCUUCAUCAAGUUCAAAACUUCCGUGCACCUGCAACGCAAGAAAAUGCAAUACAGUAGGUGGGCUAAAUCUACGUUAGUGUUGGUGCCCCUGUUCGGCGCUCAUUACACGCUCUUCUUGGGCCUCUCGUACCAUAAGGAUCAUCGAGUGGAACUUGUCUGGCUCUUCUGCGAUCAGUUCUUCGCCUCCUUCCAAGGUUCAUUCGUGGCUUUAUUAUACUGUCUGCUAAACAUCGAGGUGAGGACAGAAAUAAAACGUGCAUGGCAAGCCAGAUGGUCGAAGAACGUGAACAUUUGCAUUUCGAAUUGCCGUGAAUCGAGGAAAAGAAUAUCGAGUCGACAUUGUAGGCAAUCCAACGAUUACGAGCAACCGACGGUUUCCGGUACGACUAUGAGGAAUUUGUUCACGGUGCAAUCAGAGAGAAGAUCGAACGAUUACUGGCCUAAUGUUUUAGAAAUGGAGACGGGAUAAAUAAGAAUCUUUCCUUGAUUAAAAUAUUAUCUGAGUGUCCCACUUUUGUGCAAUAUUCACACUGCACUUCACAAAUAUUUCAAUCUUGCUAAAAGUUUAAUU